AUGGAGGAGAUGAACGCACCCGUCUCCACUCAGGCCAUCCUCUUCAUCACCCUCUCCUUUCCAGCCUUCCUCCUCUGCGUUGCACCAAUGAUUUGGCAUUUCCGUCAAGCCAACGUCGCAGCCGGGUCACUCAUCUUAUGGAUUGUCCUUCACAACCUCUUCAACUGCAUCAACCCACUCAUCUGGCCCCGCGACAACCUGACCGAAUGGUGGGACGGUGCGGUCCUGUGCGACAUUCAGAUCCGGCUCCAGGUCGGUAGCUAUGUGGGAUUGACCGCCUCGUUGGCCCUGGUACUACGCAAGCUCGCCAACGUUAUGGAUACACGCAAUAUUACUGUGUCGACCAGCCAUAAGAGCAAAGUCAAAGCGAAGAUCUGGGAAGUCUUUUGGUGUUGGGGCGUGCCGCUGUUAUUGAUGGGCAUUUACUAUGUCACCCAGUACAAUCGCUAUGCAAUCGUCGGUAUUGCUGGGUGUUGGUCUGUCCAUGAUGCUUCAUGGCCUAGCAUGGUCAUCAGUUUCAUGUGGUCAGCCGUUGGCAUUGUGAUCGAUUCCUACUGGGCAGCCCUACUUAUCUGGCGUCUUUACCGAUACCGACGCGAGUUCCACCGCCUUGUUGCAGCGCGAAACACCACGUCCUCACGCUUCAUCCGCCUCUUCCUGGUCAGCCUCAUCGUCAUCUCCUUCUAUCUGAUAUACACCAUCGUACUCCUCAUACAAAUGGCCGGAAGACUCCACGACCAUUACUCUUGGGAUAGAGUCCAUGAUCCCGAGAGAUGGAACAGAAUCACAAGAGAGCCCGGGCUGGGUAAGAUCAGUAUCGAGAAGUGGGUCCAGAUCGCCACAGGAUUCAUCAUCUUCGGCUUCCUCGGCACGGGAGUCGAUGCAAAUGCUCAUUACAGAGGACUGUUGGUCUUUAUCGGAGCUGGCAAGAUAUGGCCUAGCCUAUUACCCGGAUCGGCCAAAAGGAGGAGACCAACCAGUUUCUCCGCUCCUCGUGAUUGGACUACAUACUUUUCCAGCAAAGCAAAGAAGAUGUCGUGGUUCGGUGCUUCUGACUCUACACAGUCGACAUCAACGAGCGCGGAUUUCAAGAACGAUACUUGGACCGCGUCUACAUACAAUAGCCCCGUGGCUCUCGAUUCGAUCCCCCGCUUACACAGCGUCACAACGCAAGACACCUUGAUCUCCCAGAAGAACGAUCAAGAAAUGGCUUCGAAAAAGCAUAACCAGUCCGACUCAAAAUCUCCAUCAGCAUCCCCAACACCUCCCCGUCCUACAUUCUUCUCCCGCUACUUCACCCGCCCCUCUCUAAACGGGCCUCUCCUCCCCCUCUUCUCCUACCGCAACAUCGCCGAGAUCAACGCUGCCAGCUCAAACAACGCCUCUGAACCGAGUAACUCUCUCACGACCACCGACACAAAUCCCCCCAAACCCCCCACGCCAACCCUCCCCUCCGGCGUCCACACCCGCGCCUGGGCCGAAGACAUCUCCUCCUCUCCCCCUUCCGCUGGGAUGAACAAUGAAGGUCAUGGUCACGGGAGGAGCGUUCAUGUUGUACGCGAAGUGCAUCAGCAGCGGGAUAAGAAGCGAGGGGGUGAGUUUGAGAGGGUGGGUAGGGAGAUGAGAGAUUGGGCUUGA
Molecule: messenger RNA, 1638 nt
Organism: Alternaria triticimaculans
Lineage: Eukaryota; Fungi; Ascomycota; Dothideomycetes; Pleosporales; Pleosporaceae
Exons: 2
Coding region: 1-1638 (545 amino acids)
Biological process (GO): G protein-coupled receptor signaling pathway
Cellular component (GO): membrane
Molecular function (GO): mating-type factor pheromone receptor activity
Source: RefSeq, a predicted model, not a curated record